Hermetia illucens (black soldier fly) is the source of this 2009-nucleotide messenger RNA. Its product is annotated as E3 ubiquitin-protein ligase XIAP-like. The transcript has a single exon. Gene Ontology annotation, molecular function: cysteine-type endopeptidase inhibitor activity involved in apoptotic process; ubiquitin protein ligase activity. The coding region runs from base 28 to 1362 and encodes 444 amino acids. Gene Ontology annotation, cellular component: cytoplasm; nucleus. The record is from RefSeq and is a predicted model, not a curated record. Gene Ontology annotation, biological process: regulation of cell cycle; negative regulation of apoptotic process; positive regulation of protein ubiquitination. Lineage: Eukaryota; Metazoa; Arthropoda; Insecta; Diptera; Stratiomyidae.
UAAAGCAACAAGCUAAAUCGUAAUACAAUGGCGUUCUCUUCAAAAGGUGUCAUCUACGCGCUUGAAACAUUCGAAAGUGCGCCCGAACAUAUAAAACAUAAAUCUAAGGAGUUCGUGGCAGCAGGGCUUCUGUAUACAGGAGAAUAUAAUGAAGUGUAUUGUGAGACGUGUGAAGUAAAAAUCAACGCUCCCAACGAGGACAUUGAUCCGUGGGUUUCUCACCAUAAUGCAAAGCCGGAUUGCCUUUACUUGAACAUAAUACAAAAGUACGUACCCGGCCAAUCGGUACCGCUCGAAGAGGAAAACAAAUGUGACCUUACCAAAUUCUUGUCGUUUGUAGCUACGUCCUACGAUAAGGCACCUGCCGCGUUGAAAGCGAAAGCAGCAAGGCUUACUAUGUCGGGGUUUUACUACACUGGGCGAGGCGACCAAAUAGAAUGUUGCAGCUGUAAAGAGACCUACGAAAGUUUACCUCGGGAUGUGGAUCCUUGGGAGUGGCAUUUAAAAUCGAAGCCAAAUUGUGAAUACGUUCAACUGGUGCAAAAAUAUGCGCUCAUUGACGGUUCAGGUAGUCAAGACUUGCCAGCGAAAGUUGCGUCUUAUGAGAAAUCUCCUGACGUUUUAAAGAAAAAUUCGGGGCAAUACGCAAUGGCUGGUUUUUUCUACACGGGCUAUUCCGAUCGAGUGCACUGCCGUAGUUGCAACUUGACAUUAUCCGAUGUUACAGAUGCGACCGAUCCUUGGAAAGAACAUGCUAAGUUCCAACCAGAUUGUGAAUACAUUACCAUUGUCCAAAAAUUCGGUAUUCUGAAUGCUAUGAACCAACAAGAUUUGCCGACGAAUCUGGAAUCAUAUAGCAAAGCACCCGCAGUGCUGAAGAAAGCGGCUCGAAGAUGCGCCUUAGCGGGCUUUGUAUACACUGGAUACAGUGACCAAGUAUUAUGCCGUAGUUGCAAUACAUCUAUUUCCGAAUGGACCGAGCAUGACGACCCCUGGGAAAAGCAUAUUACCAGUGCCCCAAAUUGUAAAUACGUUGAGACUCUGAAAAAGCACGAAUUGAUUGACUUAACAGAUCAGGAUUUACUGACGAAGAUAACAUCUUUUGAGUUAGCACCUAGAAAUCUGCGGAAAAUCAGAGGUCGAUUUGCCUUGGCAGGUUUCUUCUACACAGGACAAGGUGAUAGGGUGAAGUGUUAUAGCUGUGGCUUCAAUCAAGCCAAUUGGCCAGAUGAAACAGAUCCGUGGCAAGAGCACCUUGACAAUUCUCCGGAUUGUAGAUAUGUUAAACUGCUUCAAGAGCAUGAUGUAUUUCCACAAGAAGACAAUAUAAAUGAGGAUGACAGCGAAAAUGAGACAAUAUAAAUGAGGAUGACAGCGAAAAUGAGGACGUGUGAAGAACAUAAAAUCAUUCAUACUUUCUUCUCUUAUUUGUCAGUCACAGCAACGUCCCAAAUGUGAAAACCAACAUCUUGUUUCUAUCAAAAUAAUAAACAAUAAUAAUCGUUUAAUCAAUUAAAAAGUGAAAAUGAAAAUCUUUUCUUUUUUGAUACUACAUCUUAAAAAUAAAGAUGUUAGGUGGUGUUCAGUUAAGUUUUGGUAUUUUAACGUUACCUGUCGUUUAGGCCUAACCCUAUAGUCUUCUUAAGACAAGGAUUGAUUUUGUAGCCACAAUUAAAGUUCCGCAGUGUCAUAUAACUAUACUGAGUGCGUGGUUCAACAUUCAUACUGUUGGAUGUAGGUCUUACCAAAAUCUCCACCCGAAGGUCACUUGUCUGCUUGGACACAAUCACAACCCCCAUGAAACUCUCGCUAGGAGGCCAACCGCUAAUAAUCGGGCUGAAAUUACAUGCCCCAGGAAUUCUCCUAAGACAUGUAAAUUCAGAGGGCUAUCCCGGUGGCCGACGCCACUUCAGAUGACUUCCCGUGCAAAUUCGGGUCUGAUCGUCUUAAAUUUUCACCUACUGCUUCACGAACAGAAGCCGAGGCAAGUACAGCGUUUGCCGGUGCCA